Messenger RNA from Hypoxylon fragiforme, 2869 nucleotides. RefSeq lists its product as uncharacterized. Bases 634 to 2586 code for a protein of 650 amino acids. The record is from RefSeq and is a predicted model, not a curated record. NCBI's taxonomy places the organism in Eukaryota, Fungi, Ascomycota, Sordariomycetes, Xylariales, Hypoxylaceae. The transcript has a single exon.
CCAGAAGAAGCGACCCAAACAUAACUUGACAUUUCUCGAAGGUCCAACAAAUCCAUUCAUAUUCAUCCAUAUCCAUCACAACCUUGAAGCUCACCAGGGACAAUCAGAAAGGGAAGGGGAAAAAAAAGAGGAAGAAGAAUAAUUACUUCUUUUUUUCUUCCUUCAUCUACACAUAUUAUACAAGUGAUUUAUCUACCUAGUACAAAUACUUCCUGACCAUCCGAACCCUUUAUCUCUCGCAUCGAGCAUCGAGCAUCCAUCUUGCACUUUACUGGACAACUCUCCGAGAUAAAUGAUAACGGCAUUGGAGAUUAUUCCGCUGACUCUCAAGGAUCCCUCUCAGGAGCCUCCUCCCUGGAUGAGAUCCGAAUGGGGGAAGCUCCUUCGGGGCACUUACUGAUGAUAUAUACCUAUACAAUAUCUCCUGAGCCUUUUUUUUUUCUACUACCUCCUGACCCUGACCCUGAAUUUGACAUUUGAAUUUGAUCUUGACUCCUUUUCAAUUCGCUAUCGAACCUCCCUACACGUAUUCUCGUAAAACACCAACCUCACCAGCGUCACCAGUGUUCCGAAUUGUCCUUCUAUACCUCAUCCUAGGUCCGAUAAUUAGCUCGAGCUCCUUACCUAGUAGUCAUGUCCGAGGGAACUAAUCCCGCCGCCGCCUCCGAGUCUCCUGGCGCUUCCAAGUCCAGUGCGCCGAAAGAUAGGAGUUGCCCCUACUGCGGCCAGGCCUUUACAUCAUCUUCGUUAGGGAGGCAUUUGGAUUUGUAUAUCAAAGAGAAGAACCCCAAGGCUCCAGAUGGUAUUCAUGAUGUCGAUGCUAUCAGAAAAAUGCGAGGGAGUAUCACUCGUAGGCAACCCAGGGGCUCUCUUGCCCGGAGAGAUACCUCAACUCCUGGCACACCUACUGCAUCCUCUAGGAGGAGUCCCGCGCCAGAUACCGGCGUGAAAGCGUCUGGCAUACCGAAAGAAGGUCAAUUCGUUGUCGACCAUAAAUUGCCGAAGUACCCUUUCCAGCCUACGUGGGAGGCCACUGGCGUCAUCAACGACAUUCCCCCCAAAAAUGGGGAAUUGAGAGGCACCCCGGACGAUGGUACCGGCCAGCGACCUUCUGUGCAGCGUGCACCGAGCCGAACGAUUCAAAGAUCACAACUAGAUGCGAGACAGAAGGUAGCCGAUGCCAUGGAUACAGCGAGAGCUGCUGAACUAGCUUUGCGGGAAUUACUCAGUUCGUGGAGGGCUGCUAAGCAACAGAUAGAUAUGGAUUCCGUCCCCUUCGAUUUUGACCCCCUUUCCCUAGACUUCCCUGCUCUCACUCUCCAAUGCCUCCAAGCUCCUCCUACCUUGUUUUCCUCUACACCUCACCCGACCUCAACUUCAUGGUCCAUACAACCUCCGGCUCAGAAGCAGUAUGAGGCGCUCAAAACCUAUUUCCAAGAGGAGUUUAAGAAGUGGAGGGUGGCAUGUGCCAUGGCAACCACAGCAUCACACGAAGACAUGAUAUACCCACCAUCGAUCACGCACUUUCCCCGCGAUCCACGUGAGGGUAUAAAGAGGGCAGAAGAAGCUUCAACUGCGCUUGAAGCACAAGUCAAUGAGCAUCUACAAUCAACUUACCAUGUCUGGGAGCAGCUUCCUGCCCCGAGAAAAACAGAGUUGUGGGGUGUUGAGCUGGCAAGAAGCGUAGGGAGAAGGCAGAGAGAGGUGGAAAAGUUGAAGGAAUCUCAACAUGGUGUCAAGCAAGAGAAUGCCAACCUUAGGAUGCAGAUCGAUCAACUCAAUCGGUUGCAACAACCAAGAGAAUUUAGGAUGGUUCCACCAGCAACCUUCCCCAUUGAGCAAUCAUUGAUCUCGUAUUUGCUAGAUCUAGGUCAUAAAGGUUACCAGUCCAUUGGCCUUCACGCCGAAGAUCGCCACGUUGACCUCGAUACCAUGGUCUCCCGCGCCAUUGAUCGAUGGAAAACGGUCAUAGUGUCGUCAAGGGGCCCUGGUAUGGCCGGGCAGAGGUCCCUCGAACAGUCCAUGCCAGCCGCUGCUAAUGUAACUCCCGUUUCCGUGUCGGCUCCUCCGUCUCAAAUGACAGGCCACCCGCAACGACCUGUCCCGGCGGCAGCAAAUGCUCAGGCACAUGAUCCCCAACCUCUGGUACCAACAUCCACGGCGGCCGCGGCCGCGGCAAUAAUGACAUCGGCGCCUGGCACUACUGCCUCCAACCCUCUCGUUGAUGAAGAAGAAGAAAAUAGCGACCAGGAUGCUGAUGCCGAAAUGGAGGACGACGAUAAUUUUACACCGAUCACACCUAUCAUCGCAAAGCCACCGACGACUCAACCACACCAGCAGCUAGAUGUACCGCGGAUGAGGAAUCGUGACCAAAGACUUCCAAAUUCUACCGAACCGCGAUUUGCCGUCAAUGGCUCAGGGCCCAAUAAUAGGGGCAUCGAUGUACGACAGAUGCAGAACAUGAAUGCUACCAACCCCAUGACAGCACGCAUUCAUAAUCAACACGGAAAUGCAAUAAUGAAUAAUGGUGAUUACGGGACAAUUGUUCAAGGCGUUAACGGCGGCGAACCAAUGUAUAUGGACUGAUAGAAAGAGCUCACGGUUGGUCUCCGGCGUUUAAAAGAAAAAGAGAAGCAAAUCUGGCGGCAGUCGUUCGAGAAAAAAAAAAUUAUAUCUAACCAUGGCGUGUGUGUGAGAUGAUCUUAUACUGCACUUCAAUGUGUUAAUAGAUAUUAUUUUUCUAAGCCCAUCAUUUUCAUCUCGUGGGUAAAUAGCGUUAUAAACAAGUUAAAAUUGAAAUUGAGAAAUAUGAAAUGAAAUAUCUGUUGAUCAAUAUAGAGGUGUUUUACAUAGGAUAAAAUCAGGGCCA